AUGGCUUCAGCUUGGCGUUGUGGCCUGUGGUGCCUGGCUCAUCUGAUGUGCUCGCCAGCUGGCGUCAAUACAGGCAGCGCGCCGCCAGGAGUCCCAAAGUACACACCGUUCCUGUGGCGAGACACCGAGAGCGGCCAGGAGCUCCUGACAUUCGUGCACCCUGGCGGCUACGGGGGCAUCAGCCGGCCCUACCCCGGGUCACCCGAGGUCUUCCUGGACCCCCCAGACCAGUGCAUCAGGGCUCAGGGACUAAACCACGUGCUGUGCACCUCCUGGCGCAACGACAACACAGGGCCCCCCACCUCCGUGUUUGAGGUCUUCACGGUCUUCCAGAUGCUGCGCAACAGCUUCCCCGGCCACAAAGUGGUGGCGUCGACGUUCGAGGCCUUCUCUGACGCGGUGUGGGCGGUGGCCGAGGGCGGCAGCGUGUGGCUGCCCGUGGUGACAGGGGAGAUCGGCGACACCUGGAUAUUCGGCGUCCAGAGCGACCCAAAGAAGACGGCGCGCUUCAGGGCCGCCGCUCGCGCGGCGGCGGCCUGCGCGGCCGACGCGCAGUGCACCUCGGAGGGUCCUGCCUGGUCAAACUUCACGCGCCUGCUGCUAAAGGUCCCUGAGCACACAUGGGGCGCCGAUGUCAAGUACACACUCCAUGACACCCAGAACUACACUGGCCCCGGCUUCCUCGCCUGCGCCACCGCCACGCCCCGCUGCCCCAAUUACGAGGCCCUGAUCUCCACCUGGCGCCGCCAAGCCGCAUACACAGACCACGCCCUCUCCGCCCUGCCUCGCGGCCACCCGGUGGCCGCGGCCGUGGCGGCCGACGACGCCGCGCGCGCCGCCGCGGCCGCGGGCGCGGGGGAGGGGGUGGUGGUCGGCAGGGGCGCGCGGCGCGUCGCGCUGGCGGCGGGGGCCCGUCACCGUUUUGUGUGCGGCGGGUGGGAUCUGGAGGUGGACGUGGAUGCAGGCGGCCUGAGCAGCCUGUCUCACCGCCGCGACAGCGCGAGCGCCGGCCCCCACGGGCGGCAUCGCCCGGCGCCCGUCGACUGGGCGGCCGGCAGCGGCGGCGGCUUCGCCCAGCCGCUGUACUCGGUUUACAGCGAGGCGUCGUAUGACGUGAUCUGGUCAGAGUACGCCUACCAGUCAAACACCAACCUGUCGGGCAGCUGGGACGAGGAGGUCACUGUGACGGGCAAGCUAGAUGGUCUCUGGUACCUGAAUGCCAGCACCGCCGGCGGCGGAAGCAGCGGAGGCAGCAGCAGCAGCAGCAGCAGCAGCAGCAGCAGCAGCAGCAGCAGCAGCAGCAGCAGCAGCAGCAGCAGCAGCAGCAGCGGGGCCCUCGACCUGUGGCUGCGCUACAAGUGGCCCGCGCGCCUGGUUGAGCAGGUGGGGGCGCCGCGGGAGACGUGGCACCACUUUCAAUGCGGCGGCGGCGGCGGCGGCAGCGACAGCAACCGCGACAGCAUCAACACGAGCGGCAAAGGCGCCAGCAGCAGCAGCAGCAGCAGCAGCAGCAGCAGCAGCGCUGGCAGGGCCGACGAGCGCCGACGGGAGCUGCUCAUUGCACCAGAGGAGGUGGGCGUGCGUGCGCGCAUGCGCCCAGCCGCCGCCCGCGACCGCGGCCGGCAGGAGGGCGAAACGGGGGGCGCGAGGCAGGGUGGGGCGGCGCACGCAGGGCAGCGGGUGGGUGAAGGAGCGGGAGUGGGAGAGGCGGCGGCGGUCGAAGCAGCGGACCCAAUUCAACUGACGGUGAUCUGGCGCGGCAAGCCGCCGACGCGCGUGCCGGAGGCGCUCUGGCUUCGGUUCAGGCCGGGGCCGGCCGCGGACGCGGGCAGCUGGCGGAUGGCCAAGCUGGGGGGCAGCGUGUCGCCUCUUGAGGUGGGGUGCAUCAGGGUUUGGGGCUUCGACGAAGUCUCUCCAGAAAACAAACAGUGA
Monoraphidium neglectum is the source of this 1932-nucleotide messenger RNA. RefSeq lists its product as hypothetical. The coding region runs from base 1 to 1932 and encodes 643 amino acids. Lineage: Eukaryota; Viridiplantae; Chlorophyta; Chlorophyceae; Sphaeropleales; Selenastraceae. The transcript has 12 exons. The record is from RefSeq and is a predicted model, not a curated record.